Enhydra lutris kenyoni (northern sea otter) is the source of this 3881-nucleotide messenger RNA. Its product is annotated as sperm antigen with calponin homology and coiled-coil domains 1. Gene Ontology annotation, molecular function: protein binding. The coding region runs from base 1 to 3180 and encodes 1059 amino acids. Gene Ontology annotation, cellular component: filamentous actin; microtubule organizing center. Lineage: Eukaryota; Metazoa; Chordata; Mammalia; Carnivora; Mustelidae. Gene Ontology annotation, biological process: actin cytoskeleton organization. The record is from RefSeq and is a predicted model, not a curated record. The transcript is spliced from 14 exons.
AUGAGGAGCGCAGCCAAGCCCUGGAAUCCGGUCCUCAAAGCAGGCAGCCAUGGGACAGACCGGGCUCGGCCCCUCCCAGCGGCGCCCUCCGGCAUGAAGAGUUCCAAAUCUUCCACCUCGCUGGCGUUUGAGUCCCGGCUCAGCAAGCUCAAGAGGGCCAGUAGCGAGGACAUGCUCAACAAACCAGGAAGUACCGCCGCUUCCGGGGUGGUUCGACUGAAAAAGACUUCAACAGCUGGAGCCAUCUCCGAGCUUGCAGAGAGCCGCCUGCGGAGCAACCCAGGGGCUGUGCCAACAACCAAACGGACGGGCAUUCCAGCUCCUCGAGAACUUUCAGCAACUGUCUCGAGGGAGAGAACCGUGCCACGCGGUCCCUCCAACCCCAGGAAGCCAGUGUCCAGUCCAACUUCUUCCAGCACGCCCACCCCUACUAAGCACCUGAGGACCACUUCCACAAGACCCAAGCAAGAGCCUGAAGGCGGGGAGAAGGCCGUGCUCGAGUCCCAGGUUCGGGAACUUCUCGCAGAAGCCAAAGCAAAAGACAGUGAAAUUAACAGGCUUCGAAGUGAACUGAAGAAAUGCAAGGAGAAAAGGACUCCAGGCGCUGAAGGAGCUGAGGCUUCAGACAUCAGCCCAGACGGAACCUCCUCCUCGCCGGGUGACUCAGAACCCCUGAUACGCACUCUAGAGGAGAAAAACAAGAGUUUCCAGAAAGAACUUGCAGAGCUUGAGGAGGAGAACCGGGCCUUGAGGGAGAAACUGACUUACCUGGAGCAUUCCCCAAAUUCAGAGGGGGGCGUGAGUCACAUCGGGGACAGCAGCUGCCCGACGUCCCUAACUCAGGAGUCAAGCUUCGGCAGCCCGACGGGGCAUCAGUUGUCCAGGGAUAUUGAGGAGUUUGCAAACAGCAGACACGGAAAUGUAUUACGGACAUCGGGCUCUUCGAGCAGCGAUGUUACCAAAGCUUCUCUGUCCCCCGAUGCCUCCGAUUUUGAGCACAUCGCAGCAGACACCCCCUCCCAGCCCCUAUCCUCCACCAGCAACCCCUUUAAGGGCUCCAAGUGUUCGACCAGCGGCAGUUCCCCUAACAACGCAAGCGAGCUGUCCCUGGCCUCCCUCACGGAAAAGAUCCAGAAGAUUGAGGAGAAGCAUCACAGCACGGCUGAAGAGCUCCAGGCCACUUUGCAGGAACUGUCCGACCAGCAGCAGAUGGUGCAGGAGCUGACCGCCGAAAACGAGAAGCUUGUGGACGAGAAGGUGCUCUUAGAAACAUCCUUCCACCAGCACCGGGAGAGAGCCGAGCAGCUGAGUCAAGAAAACGAGAAACUCCUGAACCUCUUGCAGGAGCGGGUGAAGAACGAGGAGCCCGCGGCGCAGGAGGGAAAGAUCCUCGAGCUGGAGCAGAAGUGUGCCGAAAUCCUGGACCAGGGCCGCUUCGAAAGAGAGAAGCUGCUCAACAUCCAGCAGCAGCUGACCUGCAGCUUGCGGAAGGUUGAGGAGGAAAACCAAGGCGCUUUAGACAUGAUUAAACACCUGAAGGAAGAAAACGAAAAACUGAAUGGGUGUCUGGACCUGGAACGGCGGAAUAACGGCGCGAUGGCUCAGAGUCUGGAGGAGUGCAGAGCCACGCUCGAAGGGCUGCGGAUGGAACACGGGUCGCUGAAGGCUCAUUUGGAGAACGAGAAGCAGAAGGCUACAGAGACCAGCCCCGUGGGGCACACGGCCGAGGGCCGUGAGGUUCAAGAGAUGUUGAGGGUCGCUCGCGCAGAGAAGGAGCAGCUGGAGCUUUCUUGCACCGAGCUCAAGCAAGAGUUAGUGAAGGCCCACAGUGAAGUCAAACAUGUUUCGAGCCUGCUGGCCAAGGUGGAAAAGGAUUAUUCUUACUUGAAGGAGAUAUGUGACCAUCAGGCAGAACAACUGAGCCGAACCAGCCUGAAACUGCAAGAGAAAGCAUCGGAGAGUGAUGCGGAGAUUAAAGACAUGAAGGAGACCAUAUUUGAAUUGGAAGAUCAGGUGGAACAGCAUCGGGCUGUCAAGUUACAUAACAACCAGCUCAUCAGCGAGCUGGAAAGCAAUGUGAUGAAGCUGGAGGAGCAGAAGUCAGACCUGGAAAGGCAGCUUAAGACCCUAACUAAGCAGAUAAAGGAGGAGACAGAGGAAUGGCGGCGCUUCCAGGCAGACCUCCAGACGGCGGUGGUAGUGGCCAAUGACAUCAAGUAUGAGGCCCAGCAGGAGCUGCGCGCCGUGAAGCGGAGGCUGCUGGAGGAAGAGGAGAAGAAUGCCAGGCUGCAGAAGGAGCUGGGGGACAUGCAGAGCCACGGCAGACCCGUGAACGAAGAGUCGGAGCCUCCCGGGGUUGAGGCUCCCGGCCGCUGGCAUGGCGUCUACGUGAGCAGGACGUCUCCGACGCCAUCGGAAUCUGCGACCACUGUUAAGUCCCUCAUCAAGUCAUUCGACUUGGGACGGCCAGGUGGAACCGGACAGAAUAUUUCUGUCCAUAAAGCCCCCAGAAGUCCCCUGAGUGGGAUUCCAGUAAGGACCGCUCCCGCCGCUGCUGUCUCCCCAAUGCAGAGGCAUUCAACGUACAACAGUGUUCGGCCGGCCAGCAAAGGUGUGACUCAGCGUUUGGAUCUUCCAGACCUUCCCCUCUCAGAUCUUCUAAAGGGAAGGGGUGAGGACCUGAAACCGAACCCUUAUCUCCGGAAGAGCCCCUCGCUGGAGUCCCUGAGCAGACCCCCUUCUCUGGGCUUCGGGAACACGAGGCUGCUGAGCGCGUCCACUGGGGGCUUGAAACCACAGAGCAAACUCAGCGUGGAAAGAAGAGACCCGCUGGCUGCCUUGGCCCGGGAAUAUGGAGGCUCCAAGCGUAACGCUCUCCUGAAAUGGUGCCAGAAGAAGACAGAAGGCUACGCGAACAUCGAUAUCACCAAUUUCAGCAGCAGCUGGAGCGAUGGUUUGGCCUUCUGUGCUCUCCUCCAUACCUACCUGCCUGCCCACAUCCCGUAUCAGGAGUUAAACAGUCAGGAGAAAAAAAAGAAUCUCCUGUUGGCAUUUGAAGCAGCCGAAAGUGUAGGCAUCAAACCCAGCCUGGAGCUCAGUGAGAUGCUGUACACAGACCGGCCUGACUGGCAGAGCGUGAUGCAGUAUGUGGCCCAGAUCUACAAGUACUUCGAGACGUAGAGCCCGAGGGCCGAAGAGCAGCCGGCCCCCCGGCCUGCAGCUGGUCCUCCAAGCACCUGGUCACUUUCCACCGGUCCCCCUCCAUCCACCGCCUGCCACACUCCAUCGGGGGGCCCAGCGCACAAACCAGAAACUGAACUGGAUCCCACCACGCCCCCGCUUUAAGUCCAGAUGCAUUUGGAGCAUGGGCCAGGGAAGUUCUGCUCCCCCUCGGCCUUCCUCCUCCCAGCCUGGGCUCUGUCCACCAGAACUGGGUGGGCCAUCUCUGGUCACACGGAGCGACUUCACCCGUGAGCGGCCGAGGUCCACCACCAACAGCACUUCCAAAGCAGUCAUCUUUUUUCUGAAAACCCAGGCUCCUGCCUUUAGAAAAACUCUACCCUCGCCACCACCCACCCCGUCAAGUAAGAAAACACCCAACAAAAUGCGAAAAGACCAACCUUGCUCUCGCGCCCGCUGGCAACGCAGGAGCCCUGCCUUUCUUGGGGAAUGUGCUUGCGCGCUAGACAACAGUUGUGACACCUAGAACUUGAUCACACUUCUUAGGUCUUGCUGUCACCUAUGGGAAUCUGUGGAUGGAGGAGCAGAGGUGUGAGAAUCCCAGGCAGCCCCUGGGUGGCUGGCUGCGGUGUUCCCUUGGGGUGGCUCGCAGACAAGUGUGUGUCUCUGUGCUUGCACGCACUCACACUCAGAAACCCCCC